This is a messenger RNA of Cydia splendana, 2479 nucleotides long. Its product is annotated as gremlin-1-like. Gene Ontology annotation, molecular function: BMP binding; receptor ligand activity. Bases 195 to 896 code for a protein of 233 amino acids. Lineage: Eukaryota; Metazoa; Arthropoda; Insecta; Lepidoptera; Tortricidae. The transcript has 2 exons. Gene Ontology annotation, biological process: animal organ morphogenesis. The record is from RefSeq and is a predicted model, not a curated record.
AGAUGCUAAUCAGACAGGUGUUGGGUCUGCGGAAAUGUUUCGUAGUAACGGUUCUGUGGCGGUGUGCGUGAGUCAUCUCGUCCAUUGAGCGGCGGCGGCAACGGCGAUCCAUUGAGCGCCUCAUUACCGCUCCGCCGGCCGGCCCAGCGCACACGCAUCUCGCGCCGCUCGCCGUCUCCGACGCACUGCCUACGAUGUUCGCUCCUAACGCUCGAUGCAACAUGGAGAACUUCUCCAAAUCUCACAUUUGGCUCGCCGCCGCGGCACUGCUUGCGGCCUGCGGAGGGUGCACCGGCGCGGGCGUCGGCGGCAGGAGGCCGUUCACUCCCACCGACUCUAUCCUUGACAUUAUAGACACCGAGCAGGUUGAGAGGAUCCUCGCGGCGCGCCGUCGUGCCGAGCAGGCCACCGCCACCUCGCCUUCAUAUGUUCAGAGAAACGAGCUAGGGGAAGGCACUUCUGACACUAUGAUCGUUUCGAUGCCAGAUCAAGAGGACAGUACGGAAUUGCCCCCGGGAGUUGAAUUCCGUAAAAUACUAAAAUCUUCAAGAAAUGCCCUCGUUGUUACAAAGAAAGAAUACUUGAAGCAGGAUUGGUGUAAAACGGAGCCUUUGGUGCAGAAAAUUAGAGAAAACGGCUGUUUACCGGCGACCGUCAUUAACAACUUUUGUUAUGGACAGUGCAACUCAUUUUACAUUCCAAAAGGACCGCGCCGCCGAGACGGAAGCGACGACCGACCGGCGCCUGCCUUCAAGUCCUGUUCGUUCUGCAAGCCUAAGAAGUUUACUUGGAUCACGGUCACACUUAAGUGUCCGGGGCAGAGGUCGCUUUACAAGCGUAAGCGGCUGCAGAAAAUAAAACAGUGCAAGUGUUUACCGGUAGGAGUUGUGAAUUGAUCAUGAACUUGUGCAGAACCCUCAGCCGAGGCGGUGCAACCGUCAGAGCGGCGCCGCCGCGCCGCGCCCCCGGCCGCGGGAGCGACGAACGGGGUGUAACUCCGAGGAAAGCGAAUUCAGCUAUCACGAGGUUUUGUACAAAACGAAUUGUUACCGAUUGUUUUGAUAAGUAUUACUUGUGCAUUUCAAUUGUAACUCGGAGAAAACUGGUUAAAUAGUUCUAUCGCGUGCUCUCAUACGUCAAUAGGCAUGACGUCAUGUGACGCAUUUAUAUGGAAUAAUAUAGUGUAGUUUGUUAUAGCGGCUUCGAUUGCAAGUCGUGAGCGAGAGCUUUAAAUUAUUAGCGAGGACGAUUUAAUGGUACCGUAGUGUAGGUAGUGCAACUCCAGACUCUAGCACAGUUUCAAAUGUAUAUCUGAAUGGGAAUUCGGUAGGUACUCAGAAAACGGAAGAAAUUAUCAUAUAUAAAUCAUUAAAGUAUGAAAUAAUUAGGAAUUGAAAAGUGUGAUAUUAGUCAUAGCGUUUUGAUAUUUUACCCAGUGCACUGCGUUUAAUGCCUAUGUACAAUUUGUCGGCGUAGAAUUAUUUAUUUAUUAAAGUAGAUUUAAGUAGAUACAUACUAAUAUUGUUGCUGAAACGUAAUACGCUUAUAAUAGAUAUACAUAAUUGAUAAAUAAAUCGGCAACAAACUUAACAUAAUUUUGCGUUAACGAAGAAUAUUUUAAAUCUCUGUAUGCUCUCGAAAUUUAUUUAUAUAACAGGAAAAGAUUAUAAAUAUAAAACAUGGAGCAGUUAGUCAUAACAGUGAUCGUCUUGAUUCAAUCAAUGUCAUAAAAUUUUAAUACAUGUCAUAACCGCAAGCUAAUUGUGAAUAUUGUGAUUGCGUAGGUAAUGUGAUUUGUGUCUUGUUUGUAUUGAGUUUGAUUUAAAGCCUAAUUGUUUCAACACAUUGACGCCAAACUGACAUUUCAAGCCAAUGUAUGUUUUGAAUAGAAUAUUAUUUUGAGUUUUAAGUUCUAAUCUUGCCAUUCUACUACCAGUAUUAUGCGCAUUUCUAAAAAAAGUUUAUCUCAAAUUAUUUUGGAUGACAAAAUUACAACUUUAUUUUAUUAAAUAAUUAUCAAUACUGUUGACAAGUAUUUGUUGCUAAUGAUAAACAUUCAACCACAGUUUUGUUAGUAAUUUAAAAAAAAGGUAACAUAAAUGGGAAAAUAAUGGUUAAAACCAUAAACAUUUUGAGAAAUGUUUAAAUAAUGCGAAAGUGUUUAAGUAGCUAAGUGUUUCGAUUUUGAUGAAAUUUGGAAGGUUCCUUCAUCCAUUUUUGUUCCUGGAGUUAGUUUAGAUGCUUUGUUAGCGGGUACUGCUAGCACUUACCUAAUGGCAUAAACCUAACUAUUGUAGUCUGUAUCUCUGUACGCUUUUGGCAAUAAAAAUGUAUUAGAGAAUUUUUAUAUUGUGUGUCAGUAAAAAUGUGGACCAUGGAACUGCAGCAUAUGUUCCAAAAAUUAAACACAACAUGUAUUUUUGGCAAACCCAAAAAGUUGAUCUGUUGAUAUUGUCUCAAUAAAAUGUUGUCACUCCUG